Molecule: messenger RNA, 3679 nt
Organism: Diorhabda sublineata
Lineage: Eukaryota; Metazoa; Arthropoda; Insecta; Coleoptera; Chrysomelidae
Product: post-GPI attachment to proteins factor 2-like
Exons: 5
Coding region: 182-988 (268 amino acids)
Biological process (GO): GPI anchor biosynthetic process
Cellular component (GO): endoplasmic reticulum membrane; Golgi membrane
Source: RefSeq, a predicted model, not a curated record
GACCAUUGAUUUAGAAGAAGUAGACGUCGCGUCGGUGCAUUGAAUUUGAAAAUGGAGUUGUAAAUUUUUUUAUUAUGUGUAAAUACAAGAAACUUUUUAGAUAUAAUGUAGCUCGAAAUCGGCAUAUUCAAACCUAACAUGUAUUAACAUAGAUUGGAUGGAUUAAUUUAAUAAAAUAGAAAUGACUUCCGAAUUAGAACCUAGAAAAGAGGAGCGUUUUCUUGUUCACUACCGUCUUAGUUUCAAGCAAGUUUGUCUCGUAACAGUUUCAUUUCCCUUUUUAGCACUGAUUAUUUGUUUUAUUAGUGCAUAUAUUUUUCAAUAUGAUGAUAUACAUGAAACUCAUUGUCGGGUCUUCAAUAUCGUACCAUCGAUAAGUGCGAUUACUGGAAUUAGUCCCCAACGUUAUAUCUGGAGAAUCAGUAUUGCCUUUCAUGUAGGACCAAGAUUAAUAAUUUCAGCUGUGUAUCGGGCAUAUCAUCUAACUUUAAUCAAUCCGUUGGCUCAAAAUGAAGUUCAACUGAAAGCACAAUUUUGGUUAAAUAUGGCUUUUUGGACAAAUGUGAUUGAAACUGGAGCUCUCUGUGGCGUUACUUAUAUAUCUAACAGGGAAAAUUACGCUAUACAUGAAAAAUUCUUCAUAAUAUUCAUGGUAAGCAGCCUCGUACAUAUGUUAGCUUGUAUAAAAGGUAUAAAAGCUGUGGGAGUGACAAGGAACAAAACUGAUGAUGAUUUGACAAAAUGUCUACAACUUAAACAAAAUCUUUUAAACAUUUCUUUAUUAAUGACAGUCGGACUUAUUGGAUUUUUUCUAGAACACAGACUACUAUGUCAUAGAAUGGCUUUCAGUAUGUUUGCUCUGUGCGAGUACAUCAUAGCAUUUGCCAACAUGGCUUUUCACGUAACAAUAAUAAUGGAUUUUCCAACAGAACAUUUCAUGGUUGCAACAAAAUUGAAUAACCAACAAGAAGAUGCGAAAAGUCUCUAAAAUUAGCAAUACACACAAAAGGUUGAACUUUUCACUAAUCAUUUGUACUUGGAAUCAUUUUGAAAAAAUGUCGAUUCAUUUUUUGAAAUAUGAUAAUAAAAAUUGGACAACUACAACUGAAGAGUGUUAUUACUUAGAUCAAUACAAACAAGUAUAAAUGGAUAUAGAGAGAGUAGGAUCUUCCUGCUACUAAAUGAAGAAACCUAACUAGAGGAGAUGCUAUAGUUGUCCCAGGAAUAUAAAUAUAGAGUAUUAACUGGAGACAAUAAUAUCAAUAACAUUAACAGGCAGUAUACUGCAAACUACUAUAUUUUGAAAAAAAAACCAUCCAGAUGGAUGUGUAACAAAAAUUAGUGAAAAGCACUGUAUUUAUUCAAUAACUGCUUCCAUAUGUAGACUGAUCUAAUCAAGAAAUUAGAUAACAACUAGAUAUAAUUUCAAUUGACAAAUGUUUAAAUAUGACUGAGGCUGUUCUUCUACAUCUAGUAACACUUUUUCAUCACAUUCGAAGCUUUCUAGAAUUUUUGGUCUUUCCAGUUUGAUAUGAACAGGUAACCUGUGCUAGACUUGAAGAACCAAUUUAUAAGUUGAAUGUAAUGGUACCAGAAAUUCCAACUGAAGUUUUAGUGAUUUGAUAAUAUAUUAAAACACAAAAUAUUACAGAUUAAACAUAGAAAAACAGCUGCCAAUCAACAAUAGUUGUUUAAAUAUUGCACAGCACGGUUUUUAAUGCAUAUUUUUCUCAGUAUUAUUCGAGAAAAAGUGUUUAAAGUUUUUAAUUCUAUUCAAAUUUAAAAUUAAAAAAAGUUUGUAGGUAAUACAGAUAUUUGGAACUUUCUACUAUUCUACUGACAAAGAAAAGUUUCCUGCGAAAAAUAUUUUUUUAAAUUCUAGUUUCACAUGCUUUUUUAGCAAAUUAGUCAUUAUAAUAAUACUAAAAUUCCGUUAUCAUUGUUUUUUCCCAUUAAAAAAUCAUUUUGACAUAGUAUUCGAAAUGUGUGACAGAGGGGUUUCACAUACAAAUAUGAUGUGUCUCUCUGUGCCGCUUAACAUUACAAUUUGAUCUUUCUCAAAAUCAAUCAAAGAGAAACUUUCAAUAUAAAAUUCUUUAUUGAAUUUACGAAAGAUUCUCAUUAAAAUGGUGUACACCAUAAGUGGGGAGCCUCUUUAGUAUUAGAGGCCGCUUAAGCUGAUUGCCUAUGAAAAUGAUUUUUGUGAAAUUAUUAUAGUUUUGUAUAGGUUUAAUCAAUUUAUUGCAUUAUAUAGAAUAAAUAAAAUGAAAAAUCGCAAAAUUACAGUAUAAAAUAUUUUUUGAAUCUCUUAGUGAUUUUUUUGACUUUGUUUUUUAUUUGAAAGUAAUUGCAUAUUUGGAUCAAGUUUUGUAACAAGUAGCUUUAAUUGAUCCUCUGAAUGUAUAGGGUGUGAAACACAAGAUUGUUGAUUUUUGGAUUAUAUAGGGUGUACCAAUUUUUCAGUAUCGACAUAAACUUUGGAAUUUUGAAUGGAACACCCUAUAUUUUAUUGCGUUUUUUCAUUUAGUGGUAAAAAUUUCAUGAUUCCGACAUAUUUGAUUCCCGCACGGUUUAGUAAAUAUUCAAGGUUAUAUAGAUUUUGGAAAAUUCUUGUAUUUGCAUAAUUCCACAAAAUAAAAAUGACGCUAACUGGUAUCAUUUCCAAAAUGAAUUUAUAAACACAAAACUCAGGUUUACUGAAUACCCCAUACUGGGCAUCUUUCUUUUAAUUGUAUGAGAUUGAAUUUUGUAAAUAAAAUCUCAUUUCACAUUUUAUAAAAAACCAUAUACUUUUAUUUUUUUUACAAAAUCUAAAAAUUUAUCACUUAGAUUGUCGAUAGAAAAGUAGAAUGCUUCAUUUGCAUUUUUUGAUAAUAAAGUUUGCACAUGUAUUUCCGGUAGAAAUAGACAUUCUUUAGAAUCUCUGAAAAAGUAAUGUGAUAUUCCUAAUAUUUCCUGUAAAUGAAAAUUGUUCAUCUCAUGCCAAAUAUGAUUACAAAUUCUUAACUAUAUCUCCAUUUUUUUUUCGGUUCAUGUUUCCAGGAUUGUAUUCUCAUAUAUACUAAGCGGUCCAUUCAUAAAUUUACCUAAGCAGUACCUAUAUCAGUAUUAUUAAUUUGAAUCAAAUAUUUGUUCUUUAAUAAAUGUGAUAAUAAACAGUAGUGUUGAAACUUUCCAAAACACAAUGUACAGUUUCGAUUUCCUGAGUUACUUUAUAAUUUAUAAAAUUUUGAAAAGUUCCUAUAUGUAACCAAUGUCAUGCUAAACGCACUGUGUACUACUAUUACAUAAACAUAAUUAAGACUGUCUGAUCCUUCGAGCAUUCAAUGGGUCGUUAGUUCACAUCCGGCUCGAAGGACCAGGUGUUGUAGUAGUAAUCAGUAUGUUAAUUACCAACGUUUUCAGAAAUUUUAACUUAGUAGCAGUUUUAUCAUAGAAAAAUAAUGUAAGCACAAAGUUACUUAAUUAUCAUACACAGAAUUUUUACUAUUGUUAAAAAUAUUUGUUUUUCAGUAUAAACUAAUUAUUUUUUAUUAAACACUGGAAUAUAAAAAUUGACUUCUUAAUUUAUAAUAAAAACUGAAAUUUUAUUUCAAAUUUCAUUUUUUAUAUCAUAGAAAUUGUUUCUUGUAUUUCUGGUCAUUUUUGUAGUAAAAGUAAUAAAUUAGAAUUAUUAGUA